CAGUCUCACUCGCUUGCUCGGGUCGGGACGUCGGGUGCCUGCCGCGCUGUGCGCCCGCCGCUUUUGGGCCGCGCUUUUCAAUUCAAUUCCUCUGCGGCAAAGAGCGGCCGAUCGAGGAGCAAUGGCCACCGGCGGGGAGAAGCGGGCGGCGCUGCUGCGGCAGAUAACGGAGGAGGGCGGGUUCGCGUUCGUGGCCUCGGCGGAGAAGGCGGCCGCGGGGGACCUCCGCGCGGCCGAGGCGGCGCGGGAGAUGGCGUGGGAGCAGCUGCACUCGGCGCCCCGUGCCGAGGCCGGCGCCGCCGCGUGGCGGGACGCCUACGCGCUCGCCUGCCUCCACGUCGCCGGCCUCCGCGCCGCCGCCGGCGACCGCAGCGCCGCGCUCCGGGCGCUCGACAUGGGGCUCAUCAUGGGUGGGGGCCUCCUACGCGCCGAGCUCGACGACGCCAUCGCGGGGCUCGGCCGCGGCGAGGCGGCCGCGGUCCCGGUCGCCGAUGGGGAUGUGCAGAGGUGGGAGGAAGGGAUCGCGCGGGGCCGAGACCUUGCCGAUGUACUGAAACUUCUGCCAGUGAAUUCCCUAUCUUGUAAGCAAAUUGAGAGGCGAUCAUGCAUUUCAUUGGAGGCAUUUAUACGUGAUUACUUUUUAUGUGAGUCCCCUGUUAUACUCAGUGGAUGCAUUGAGCAUUGGCCUGCAAGGACAAAGUGGAAGGACAUAAAGUACCUACAGAGUAUAGCUGGAGAUCGGACUAUUCCUGUUCAGGUUGGAAAAAAUUAUGCAUGUACUGAGUUGAAACAGGAGCUUAUCACAUUUUCUCAAUUUCUUGAGAGGAUGUGGUCAAGUGAUUCUGCAAACUUGGCUUGUUUAGCGCAGCAUCAAUUGUUUGACCAGAUAAAGGAGCUCCACGAAGACAUUUCUGUUCCUGAGUACUGUUUAGCUGGCGGUGGCAAACUCCAGUCACUUAAUGCUUGGUUCGGUCCUCAUGGGACAAUAACUCCAUUGCAUCAUGACCCACAUCACAACCACCUUUUUGCUCAGGUUUUGGGAAGGAAGUAUGUUAGACUCUAUCCUGCCUCUAUAUCCGUGGGCCUAUACCCUAACCCAGAAAGCAUGCUAAGCAAUACUAGUCAGAUUUUCUUCUGGACGCCCUGGCAACCUAUCUUUAUUGGAACCCUCAUGUUCAACUUUGCUUCGUUACAAUCCAAAUCCAUUCAUAGCGUUGUGAUCCUGAAGCUCUGCACCGCCAAUAAGGUAGAUCUUGACAACAUUGAUGAAAAAGAGCACCCGAAGACUGCAGCUCUUGAAUUCAUGGAUUGCAUAUUGGAGGAAGGUGACCUGCUUUACAUUCCCCCAAAAUGGUGGCAUUACGUGAGAUCUCUUUCUAUUAGCUUUUCUGUUAGCUUUUGGUGGCGAACGUCAGAUCUUCCUUCAGGAAGUUCAUAAUUGCUAUUGUUUUGACAAUUUUGAUCAUCCAUGAUGUUUCUAUCAUCAGAUUGGUAGAGACCUAAUAAAACUUUAUUGCGCCCAUGUUUCAUGGUCUGCUGUUGUGUUUGUUGAGCCCAUGUUUCUAUCAUCAUUGGGUUU
Messenger RNA from Sorghum bicolor (sorghum), 1579 nucleotides. RefSeq names its product lysine-specific demethylase JMJ30. The transcript is spliced from 7 exons. The record is from RefSeq and is a predicted model, not a curated record. The coding region runs from base 122 to 1438 and encodes 438 amino acids. Lineage: Eukaryota; Viridiplantae; Streptophyta; Magnoliopsida; Poales; Poaceae. Gene Ontology annotation, molecular function: 2-oxoglutarate-dependent dioxygenase activity.